Messenger RNA from Dichotomopilus funicola, 2439 nucleotides. RefSeq lists its product as uncharacterized. The transcript has a single exon. Gene Ontology annotation, biological process: RNA processing. Gene Ontology annotation, cellular component: nucleus. Bases 1 to 2439 code for a protein of 812 amino acids. The record is from RefSeq and is a predicted model, not a curated record. Gene Ontology annotation, molecular function: RNA binding. Lineage: Eukaryota; Fungi; Ascomycota; Sordariomycetes; Sordariales; Chaetomiaceae.
AUGUCGUCGUCCAAGAAGAUUGCCGAAUUCCCUGAUGUCGAGGCGAAACUCCAGAAACUCAGCAAACAGUCAGUCUUCGAGAAGCAAAAAGCAGAAGCCGAAGCGAAGCGCCGCAGAGAAGCCGCAGAGACCGCCGCUGUCUACGAGGACUUUGUCAAGAGCUUUGCACACGACGACGAAGACGAUUCUGGCCGCGGGCCUCGCCAUACCCCUUCGAAGAUCGGUAAUGGCCCACCCGAGCGGGCAUUUGGGGGCGGAGGCACCCCGUUUGGAGGAGGCACGGGCAAGAGACACUUUGGUAUCCCAUCUGGCGGAUCAUUGAAGAGUGGCCCAGGAAGCUUGGGGCCCGCGCCGCCAUCGCUUGCCAAAAAGAGGUCAUACCAAGGGUUUCAACGAGACACCGAUGCGGGCCGCGGGAGGCUUGGAUUUGAAGACAAUGAUAGGGAUUCGUCUGCUUUGCCUGUCUCCAAGGCGUUCCAUGUGAGCGAUGACGAAGCGGAUGCAGCGACUGGCGACCGGGCCGAAGAAAAAGCCACAUCGAAACCAACCCUUCGGCUCGCAAAUUUGCCACCCGGUACAUCUCCUGCCGUCGUCAAGGCACUCAUCCCAGCGUCGCUGACCGUCGAGAAUGUCAAGUUCGCCCCGCCGUCAGGGCCGAGCGGCACGGAAAGGAAAUCGACCGUCGCCAUUGUGACCUUAUCAAAAGAGACGCCAGCGACCGAAAUCGAUAAUGCAGUGAGCGCUCUGCAGAACCGGUACCUGGGUUUUGGCUUCUUCUUGAACCUCCAUCGACAUCUCUCUUCCGCUGCGAUCUCGUCUGGACUUGCUCCAUUGCAGAGUUCGGCGGUCAUAUCCUAUCCCUUUGGAGCAAAAAAGAUCGAGGAGGGCCCCCGGAGACCGGCUCAUCAGCCCAUGGGCCAUGGCCGAGCGUACGCACCCCCAUCGUCUUAUGGGCCUCCUAUGGGCGGACCGCUUAACAGGUCGGGCAUCCUCCAUGUCCCGGUCCGUCCCCCGCGAGACAUCAAACAACUACGGAUGAUCCAUAAGGUUGCCGAAUCGGUAUUGGAACACGGUCCGGAGUUUGAGGCUCUCCUCAUGUCCCGCCCAGAUGUCCAGCGAGAUGAAAAGUGGGCGUGGAUAUGGGACGCCCGCAGCGAAGGGGGGGUUUGGUAUCGGUGGAGAUUGUGGGAAAUCGUCACGGGAGCACAAUCGGUCAAAGGUCGAGCGGAAUACAUCCCGCUUUUCGAGGGCAGCAACGCGUGGAAGAAACCAGAGCGGAGACUGGCAUACGAAUACACAACGAACGUUGACGAAUUCGUUUCCGAUUCGGAUUACAAUUCUUCUGAAGAAGACGACUUUGAAGAGGAGCAGGCUCGGCAAGGCGACGGCGCUGAUCAAGAAGACACGUUUUUGAGCCCGAUCGAGAAAGCCAAGCUGGCUCAUUUCCUCGGCCGGCUGCCCACGACGCUCUCAAAGAUCCGGAAAGGAGACAUUGCCAGAAUAACGGCAUUUGCCAUUACCCACGCCAGUCGUGGCGCCGACGAGAUCGUCGACAUGAUCGUUUCAAAUGUGGAGCAUCCGUUCGCCCACACAGCGGCGAACCCGGAGCACAAUCAACGAGGGGCUAAGGAAGGUAAAGAGGACGACUCUCGGAACGCCUCGCCAGCCCCAGAAGACAAAGCUGCUUCUGAUGCGCCCGAUUGGAGCGCAGCGCGGCUCCUCGGCCUCUAUGUAAUCAGCGACAUACUUUCCUCCUCAUCUACUAGCGGGAUUCGUCACGCGUGGCGCUAUCGCCAGCUGUUCGAGGCCUCAUUGCGCAGUUAUAAGACUUUUGAGACGUUGGGAUUGAUGGCGGACAAGCUCAAUUGGGGCCGCCUCCGGGCCGACAAGUGGAAGCGCAGCGUCGGCCUUGUGCUGAGCCUGUGGGAAGGUUGGUGUGUGUUCCCCGUCGAGACACACGAGGCAUUCGUUGCCAGCUUCGAAAACCCGCCCGCACUGAAAAAGGAGGCCGACGGGGCCGAGACCGAACGCAAGGCCGGCCGGUGGAAGACGGUGGACGCCGCGCCCGCGGAUGCAGGCAACACAAGCGGGUUCCUACCCGUCUCGACGAAGCCAAAUGUCGACGACGAGCCUGUGGACGGUUACGAUGAGGUUGUCUUGUACCUGGAUGAAGACGCCGGCGAAGUUGACCCGGUUCGCCUACAGUACCUGGCGAAUCUAGACGACGCCUUUUCCGACCUGGACCUUGACGGUGAAGCAGACGAUGAGCAGACCGCGACCGAAACCGCUUCGGAACAGCCGGCACAAACCCUGGCCCGGGAGCAAGGCAAGCUCAAAAGCGGGGGCUUCUCGCUGUCAGCCCCCAAGCCGGCUCCAAUGAAGAAGCGAAUGCGCGCGAUGGACAUGUUUGCAGAGUCAAACUCGGAUGAGGAUGAAUAG